UUGGCAGCCAUUUUUAAACUGCUCACUUACUAUAAUAGAAUAGGAAGGAUGUGGACAAUGAAAAUUGCAUUGAGAUAGUAAUGUAAACGAAUGACACUAAAUGGCUUGUAAUUGUCCGUGAAGGAAUAAAGAGUUCGUAUUGCCCAGUGCGAGUUUCGUUUCGAGUGGACGGUACUCGAGCGAACGAACUCCAUUCCCGUGAAAUUGAUGAAAUGGUGAACUGUCAACACCUUGCCAAUCUCAGAAUAUGAUUUUAUUUCGUACAUUUGCCGAGAGUUGGGGCGGCUUUGCCUGAGGUUCGUCGGUGAAGAUCGCGGAUUACGCGACUGGUCAUCGAAGCGAACGGGCACCGGCAUGCAGCAAUGUCGGUUUUAACAUGCGAGAGGAGAACGAGUGCAAAGAUCGUGGCUCUCGAAUGCUAAGUUCCUAUAAUAAUGGCAGAUAAUGUACACAGGAAAUCGCAUAAACUGUCGGAUGGUAGUAGAAAGAUAUCUAACCCAGUGCAUCGUACAACUACGGAGACAAUUCGGUUAGGAGAGCCAGACAAACUACACCAGCCGGUUAGCUUGACCACUUCAAGCAACGUGACCAGUAGUAAUCAGUGUCGAAAAAAGACGUCGUCUUUUCAAAUUACAAGCGUUACAGUCGGUUGUCGUAUGAGCAACGAUGCCGGCGAAGACUCAAAUGACGAUUUGGAUGAAUCCCACACAGAAGAUAAUUCUGUGGAACAUUCGCGUAUUACCGACAUCGAUAUCGAGACGCCUAGUUAUUCGGAAGAUACUUUCUCUAAAGAGGACGUAUUUUUCAACACCAGUAAUGCUGCUCUCAGUACUGCUCCGGUGAUUCCUACCAGUUCACAAUAUGGACUGGCCAUUGUACCCUCAGAAGGAAAUAGUGUCAACAAUUCGGUCAACGAUAGCAAUAUCAACACUUUAGACAUUACAUCUGUCACAGACAACAAUAUUAUUAAUUUACUAUCGAGUAAUGCUAAGCAAGAUGCUGAUUUGCGAGAGGUACAUUCACAUGGGAGAAAUGAACGUUUUAAAGUAGUCAAAAUCGAAAGUACAGAGCCAUUCAAGAGAGGUAGAUGGACCUGCAUGGAUUAUUUGGAUCAUACGUCAGUGAAUCAACCAACAGCUAUUGGUACUCCAAAAGUAUCAGAUCCAAAUGAGGUGUGCAUAUCUUAUGGAAUAACAGACAGUGGAAUUGUAAUCCCAGAUGCAUCUAAACAAUCUGUCGUAUCUGACGAUAAGAGCAUUAGUCUUGACGCCAAUGGAACAGUCCCCUCUCAUCCUGAUGUGCAUUCAUCAAUUGGUGUACCGAACAAUCCUACAGUUACAAGUGCAAAUUAUGCAGUAAACAGUUCAAUUCCCCCUACUGUACAACAUAAUCCCACGCAAGUUCAGACGCAAGCAAAAGUUCAACCACCUUCGCAAAUUCCUCAAUAUUUUCAGUCAUCCGCGCAACAGCUAGCUUCUCAACCGCAAGGACAGGGAUCUACGUUGCCAUCUAAUUUACAACCCACACAUCCAAAUAAUUUGGGACAACCUCAGAGUAUGCCUCAAGGUUCUAUACCUAUUAUAACUCAAACUAGUAGUAAUAGUGUUCCCCCUCAACAAAAUAUGACUCAUUCUAAAGAAGAUCCAUAUUUGGGAGUGAGCACGCAAAAUCAAUCUUUACCCGGUCAAACUGUUUGUCCUUCAUCAGUGCAGCAAACUUCUGUUCCAACUUCUCAAGCUCCAAAUAUACUUGUUACUCAACAUCCACCGCAACAGCAGCAACAGCCACAACAAUCACAACAUCCGCCGCAGCAGCAACAACAGCAACAGCAGCAGCAACAACAAACACAACACCCUCCACAACAACAACAACAGCAACAACCUCAACAGCCAUUGCAAACACAGAAACCAAUGACUCAGAUUUCCGAGCCACUAACUGCCGUUCAAGGAAUGCAGGGCAUUCAAAGUAUACAUAAAGUUCCUCAAACAGGUACACAACAAUCUUCCUCGACUAUUCAUGCACCAGGACCGCCAGUACAGCCUCAAGUUAUACCAGCGGCACAGAUGCAAACACAAUCCUCUGGUAGCAAUACUCAAGUGCAAAUGGCUCAAGUGCCAGCUGCUUGUCAAAAUGUUGUGGCAGGAAUGCAGCAAGGGACUAUAGCAUUUCAUCAACCUGAUCCAGAGCAGGACUCUAUUUCAGGCAUUGUUACUACUACUGCGACACAAUCGGCUGAUGCUACUCUCUUGGAAUCAUUAACUGAAGUUACACAAGGAAGCGAUGAACAUCAUACCCUUGAAGAUAAUGAAAGUGUGUCGGGAACAAGUGCAGUAGCGAUUGAUAAUAAAAUUGAACAAGCUAUGGAUCUGGUAAAGAGUCAUUUGAUGUUUGCCGUACGAGAAGAAGUUGAGGUAUUAAAAGAAAAAAUAGCAGAACUUAUGGACCGUAUUAAUCAAUUGGAAGCUGAAAAUUCAAUCUUAAAAGCACAUGCUACUCCAGAAACAUUGGCUCAAUUAAGUCAAACAACUGCAAAAUUACCCCAGAACAGUUCAGGAAGUGGUCAAUAGUUUAUUGAUUAGGAAAUAUAUUUAAAACUGUACAUUGAAUUUUUCUUUCAAAAUGGUCAACCGUUUUGGAAAAACAUUGUUGCGAUCCUAGACACAAGCAAAGACGUAUAUGAAUGCAUGCCAGGACUAAACAGCAUACAUAACCAGAGUUGAUAUUGUUUUACGAUAGAAUUGAAGAUUUUGAACGUGUUAAAAGAAGAUAUUUAACGAUACGAAAUAGGCAGCUAGACAUCCUUAAUAUUAUUUUAAUAUUUGGCUAAUUUGGAUGAUCAAGUCAUUAACACAGUCAAUGUAAUAGUUUAAAAAGAAACUAAAUUUUGAGUGGUUUGGAUUAUUGUUAAGAUUUAAAUAUCGAAAUUAAAAAAUUACGUCGAUUAAAGCUGAAAUUAUGUCAAUAAAAUAAAAUUUUCAUUUGGUUUACAUCACACUUGAGGAUCUUGUAGUGUACCGUUCUGUAUUUUCUUAAAGAUUAUAAUGCCAAAAAGCAUUUGAAAGUAUUGUUCCUAUUACAUAUUUUAGUUAUCUAAUGAUUUUUACAUUGCAUUUUAUAAGGUAAAUCUUGGCACGACACAUUUUAAAUUUUAGUAUCAUGGAUGUCAAAUCGCAUAGUUUAUAUUUCGAUACUCGUGUCAUAGUCUCGUUUUUAAACUGAUAUGUAUUAUAUUUAACAACAAACAAGUGUCCAAGAAACUCUUAUGGUGUGCAUCUGAAAACUCGCAAUUUUCUGUCAUUUUAUGUUACAUCUUAUAUGAGCCUAAUAAAAAAAUUUUUUCAUUGUA
Vespa mandarinia (Asian giant hornet) is the source of this 3346-nucleotide messenger RNA. RefSeq lists its product as uncharacterized. Gene Ontology annotation, cellular component: nucleus; cytosol. NCBI's taxonomy places the organism in Eukaryota, Metazoa, Arthropoda, Insecta, Hymenoptera, Vespidae. Gene Ontology annotation, biological process: regulation of transcription by RNA polymerase II; positive regulation of cell population proliferation; negative regulation of apoptotic process. The record is from RefSeq and is a predicted model, not a curated record.